AUGUCCAGUGGCCUUGUUCCUUACAACUUUACCUUCACAGACCAAUCCCCCAUUAUUCGAUUUUAUCCGUAUCGAGAUGGACCUGUUGAUACCCAGUGGAACGUAUCGUAUUCCGGGAGUUCGUUCGACGACUGGUCUUUUGACAACAAUUUUGGAGUCGGGACAAGCUCGCACACAACGACAUUCUCCGGUGCUUACCUGAUUUUCGAAUGGACUGGUACAGCUGUGUGGCUGUAUGGAGAAGCCGAGCCGGGAACUUACUCUGUUUCGCUUGACGAAGCUUUGAUGUUCCCCAAUGAAAGCACGUUCAACAACGUGCUCUUCAAUCAGACUGAUCUGCAGUACGGGAAGCACAACCUCGUGUUCACAAUCUGGGAGAAUGAAGCCACAAUCUACGGUGCAACUGUGACGACAGGCAUGGGCGAAAGCGGUACUGUCGUGCAGACGAAGAAUAUCAGUGCGGUUAUUGACUCGUCGGAGCAGAACCCGUUCUUUAUCACCGACGGCGACGAUUGGUCAACUACCGUCUUGUAUUUAAACCAGUCGGCUGCGGAUCACUACGCCUGCAUCACAACGUCUGUGCUCUACGCGGGGCUUACAUUCUACGUCAACGAAAGUAUCGCAUUCGAAAUGUAUGGCAGCGGAGACUGGACUCAAGGACUAUACACGGUCCAAGUAUCACCUGAACUGCCGGAGACGGAUGCGCAAGCAUACCUGCCAGGCCCUAGCAUUCAGUACAGCCCGCGAUCGCACUGGUCUGAUCUGGAUGUACCGAAAUUCUUGGCAACGGGUUUGGAUAGAAACCACACCUAUCGCGUCGACGUUACAAACUUGGGCGCAAAUUUCAAUUUGGGGUCAGUCGUGUUGUAUGACGCAGUUCCUAGGUGA
Messenger RNA from Fibroporia radiculosa, 888 nucleotides. RefSeq lists its product as uncharacterized. The record is from RefSeq and is a predicted model, not a curated record. NCBI's taxonomy places the organism in Eukaryota, Fungi, Basidiomycota, Agaricomycetes, Polyporales, Fibroporiaceae. The transcript has 3 exons. The coding region runs from base 1 to 888 and encodes 295 amino acids.